Messenger RNA from Porites lobata, 2295 nucleotides. The record is from the annotation of a GenBank genome assembly. Lineage: Eukaryota; Metazoa; Cnidaria; Anthozoa; Scleractinia; Poritidae.
CAAAAAUUUGGGGACAACAAUAAAGAUUCUGAGGUGUUUGUUGUUGCCCCCUCGACAGCACCUCUAAAUCCAGUUCUUGUGGAUCGCUUCUCAGGUGAGAUUAAAAAAAAAUUCCUCAACAAAAGAUUAUAUUUUGUACCCUGCACAAGGCAUAAUACAUUGGUAUUCUACUGUCUUGUCUUACUGAUCAAAAGCUUGCUCCUUCAUAAAAAUAUACAUCAUAAAGAAUGUACGUAAAUAGUAAACUAGGCAAAAGGCAACCAGGUUACAUGCAUUGGCACCUUGAUUAAUGCAAUAAAUUACUACACGAAUAUAAAUUAAUAUUGAAUUUUUGAACUGUUUUUUUUGCAGACCAUGACUAGUUUAUAAUAUUUUCUGCAACUAAACAGUAUAAUUUACACGUCAUUUUAAUUUCUUCUUCAUAAGGGAAUCCAGGAAAGAAAGGAUGAUAACGAUUGUAAGUCAAUUUCCUUUAUGCAAUUACAGGGCAGUCCCUUCAGGAUGUAAGAGGGAUGAGAGAAGCGAUAGAGAGGGGAGAGGCAGCAUUGGGCUCACUAAGAUCCAACCGGUUUGUUGUUGAUCAUUGUUAUUGUUGUUGUUGUUGUUGUUGUUGUUGUUAUUUUUAUCUGUGACAGUGUUAAAAGCUCAAGUUUACAAACAUACAUCAGUACAUCUCAUAAGAAGAUGCAACGGGUGGUACAGUCAGUGGAGAAUUUUGAUUCCAUUUACAAUCCAGAGUUAAUGAUAUUUGUCAAGAGUAAUUUUUAUCUCAUCCUUAUUAUAGUGACAGAGAAUAUCAGAGAAGAGACCUUCUCCUGCAACAGAAGAAGGAGCUGGAUGAAUCGUUGAGGAAGGACAAAGAGAAGAAGGUUAAUUUAAUGAAAUAGCUUCUUUUGAAAUUUUUACCACCUCUUAGUUCCAACUAGUGGAGCCUAGAGCAUGAAUACAUAUAGUAAUCAGUUCCUCAGCUAUAUAAUUGCACUUAUACUAGCUACUACACGAGAAAUUUCUGCAUUUUGAUUGGCUUAGAGCAGUGAUACUUCAGCUUAAUUUGAAAUACCUACAUGUGAAUUUAAAUUACAAACCUUUUGUGGAUAGUAGUAUAUAAACAAACAAUAGCAUGAUAUGUGAUAUUUGACAUACAUGUAAAUACCACUUGUGAUAUUUCAAAAUUGUCUCAAAUUUCACUUGCCUAACAGCUUGUGAAAUUACGUAUAAAAUAUCACUUGUGGUAUUUAUGCCAAAUAUCACUACAAAUCAUGCUAUUACCUAUAGAAACUAUUCUUAUGUUUACCUAUUGUUUUAUUUUUCCAAUUAAUUUUACUCUUAGAAUGAAAAGGAGAAUAUUCAUGAGGUGAGUGAGUCAUUCAAUACAACCUGUUGUAUUUUUUUUUUGUUGACCUGCUUAAUAUCAGAAAAUGGAGUCCCUGUGGAUAAAAUAUUGAAAGGCUUAAAAUUUAAUAACUAUGGUGUGGUAAAUGUCUUCCAAACACUGAAACUAAUAGUUUUGGUAAAGGUUUCACUACUAUUUAACUAGAGUACUAUACAUUGAUGCAUCAUUUCUUUUUACUUGUUGUGGCAUCCCAAACAAACACAGUGUGAAGUGCAUGAGUAAACAUUUGUUGUGCAAAGAAUUAUAAACUAAGGAAUUACAAAUGACCAUUUUUGUUGAAUAAAUUAAAUAGCUUACCUCAUUAGUUCAUACUCCCCAACACAAAUUAAUUGCAGAUGGCAGCUAUAGUACUGCAGCAUAGAACAUGCACCUUUAGGAGAUACUAACAAAAAAUGUAAACAAACAAACAAAAACAAAUAAAAUACAAAAAGGGUCACUCUUACUUGUCUUUUUGUUACUUUUAGGAGGAAAAAGGGGAGACUUGUGAGGUAAGUCACUAUUUUUGAGGCAAUUUUGGAGAAUUUCCAUUAAUGACAAUGAGACAUUAAUUCAAUAAGACUAUCAAAUUCAGUUUAUGACUGUGUCAACCACAGUCAAUAUAUAUCUUGACCAGAAGUUGAUUCCAUCAAUGAAGAGUUAGUUCAUACCAAUAACUGUGGAAUUAAAACAAAGAAACUGGGCUUGUUGUCUGCUGUCUAUUUAUUAACUAUCUUCAAAGAAAAAUCCUUUAGAUUUGCAACCCAAAAUGGAAAAAAAAAAGUUCAACUCUGUUGUUAUCUUGAAAGCGAAGCUUUAGGACCUCAAAAUUGAUGAAAAAAAUGUUAUACAUUGUAGUAAUAUUUCAACUUUCUAAUUAUUUCCAGCAAGAAGAUGAUGAGACUAGAACUAGUGAGGUAAAGUAA